GAUGAUGCCGGGCCAAUGGCGAUGCGGCGAUUUCCGCGGCGCCGCUAUAAAGGCGGCUCCCGAGCCCCAGUCCCGUAUCGGCGUUCUGCUGAGGUGGUAGCUGCUUGGAGAGAGAGAGAAGCUGUGCUUGCAGCCAUGCCCGAGCCGGCCAAGUCCGCCCCCGCGCCCAAGAAGGGCUCCAAGAAGGCGGUCACCAAGACCCAAAAGAAAGGGGACAAGAAGCGCAAGAAGAGCCGCAAGGAGAGCUACUCGAUCUACGUGUACAAGGUGCUGAAGCAGGUGCACCCCGACACGGGCAUCUCGUCCAAGGCCAUGGGCAUCAUGAACUCCUUCGUCAACGACAUCUUCGAGCGCAUCGCCGGCGAGGCGUCGCGCCUGGCGCACUACAACAAGCGCUCCACCAUCACGUCGCGGGAGAUCCAGACGGCCGUGCGGCUGCUGCUGCCCGGCGAGCUGGCCAAGCACGCCGUGUCCGAGGGCACCAAGGCUGUCACCAAGUACACCAGCUCCAAGUAGGGCGUCUCGGACCGUCACUUGCAACCCAAAGGCUCUUUUAAGAGCCACCCA
Molecule: messenger RNA, 567 nt
Organism: Corvus hawaiiensis (hawaiian crow)
Lineage: Eukaryota; Metazoa; Chordata; Aves; Passeriformes; Corvidae
Product: histone H2B 1/2/3/4/6-like
Exons: 1
Coding region: 16-516 (166 amino acids)
Cellular component (GO): nucleosome
Molecular function (GO): structural constituent of chromatin; DNA binding; protein heterodimerization activity
Source: RefSeq, a predicted model, not a curated record